UACAGUAUCUAAAGGCAUUUGUGCCUGAAGCCACGGAAGAUAGAUGGACAAGCCAAGCAACUUCUGACUCUGCAUCAUUUUCUGGGGCAAAAUUAUAUGGCAAUGUAUCCUACAAGGGUGUCCGGUGAGGAAUGCAAUGGGAUCAAUAGCAUGUCGGCGGAGAGCGGCCCUGGAACGAGACUGAGAAAUUUGCCGGUAAUGGGGGAUGGACUAGAAACCACCCAAAUGUCUACGACGCAGUCCCAGGCUCAACCCCAACAAGGCAGUGCUGUAGGCGUUAAUCCCCCUCCGCCGGAGACCUCCAACCCCAACAAACCCAAGCGACAGACCAACCAGCUGCAGUAUCUGCUCAAGGUGGUGCUGAAGACGCUAUGGAAGCACCAGUUUGCGUGGCCUUUCCAGCAGCCCGUGGAUGCCGUCAAGCUGAACCUCCCU
This is a messenger RNA of Nipponia nippon (crested ibis), 435 nucleotides long. Lineage: Eukaryota; Metazoa; Chordata; Aves; Pelecaniformes; Threskiornithidae. The record is from RefSeq and is a predicted model, not a curated record.